GCAGUACGAAGCAAAUGUGUGUCCAGUUCAGUCAAAGAGUUGAAAAAAGGCGAAUUGAAACAGUAGAGUCAAGUUGAACUGCGUACCGUGGGCCUGGGCUCUGGCUACCCCUCUCCCGCGGAUCAUCUUGCAUAUGAUCCAACAGCACAACCUCUCGUCUGAUUUUGGUUCGAAACGAAGAGAGAAACCCCCUUGUUGUGUGCGAAACAAAGAGAUCAACGGACUACGAGGAGGGUUAAUUUUUUUUUUUCUCUUUGGUUCGGAGGAGAGGCCAAAGUCGAUGGAUCACGAGCUGUACAACAACAAGCCUCAGGCGAGGGGCGUAAGAGCAAUCAUGGUAGCGACUGGUUGUGAAUGGUCGCAGAAGGAUACGCGAUGUACCGUAGCCCAGUGCGGGUCGGGCCAGUCAGCAGUCGAUGAGAGAGAGAGGGAGAGACGCGACCGCUCUCCCACUACUAUGGAACUAACUAGAUACUACUUGUUAUGUUGUAGUAAGGUACGGGGAUUAGUAAUAAUGCGAACCAUUCGAUCGAGCAUGAUUACGGGCAGUCACCAGCUGAAAAAAAAAAAGAAAAAGUCCCAGUCGGCUACUCCGCAUUUGUGGGUAAUCCGAGCGAGUCGUCAAAUAGCAAUUCGUCCUUAUAAUAUGCUGAAGGAUAGGUAAAGUUGCCCGACCCUAGUCGACCUGACGAGUUAAGAGGAUAGGAUGGAUAGAUCGAGGGAUUCAGUGAAAUGGGAGGGUCAAUUGUGUCCAUGGAGAGAAUGUGUCCAGCAUUGUCGCAUUAGGGAUCACACAUUAUUAUCUCAACUACGACAAAUAGAUUAAAAUUCCUUGAUAACGACGACUUUGGUAGGCCCUCCGUACUAGUUUAG
Messenger RNA from Aspergillus piperis CBS 112811, 873 nucleotides. RefSeq lists its product as uncharacterized. The coding region runs from base 134 to 664 and encodes 176 amino acids. The transcript is spliced from 2 exons. The record is from RefSeq and is a predicted model, not a curated record. NCBI's taxonomy places the organism in Eukaryota, Fungi, Ascomycota, Eurotiomycetes, Eurotiales, Aspergillaceae.